AUUGCACUUAGUGGACCAGGAUACACAAAACAAAGUUCAGGAGAAAGAAGAGGACUGCUCACUUGUGAAGUAUUUCAGCGUGGUGUGGUGCAAGGCAUCAAAGAAGAAGCAUAAGAAAUGGGAAGGAGAUGCUAUUCUCAUUGCCAGAGGAAGAUCGGUGACAUUAAAGGAUAUGGAAGGCAAAGAUAUCGGGAGAGGCACUGGAUACAAGCUGAAGGAUCUGGAGAACUUGGAAGAAGGGCAGACCUUAAUGAUUGGUGGAAAAGAGAUUGAGGUCAUGGGCCCUAUCACAGCAGAGGAUUACACUAGUGGCAGAUGUUUCCACUCAGCAGUGGUGUCACCCACUCCCGCUCCCGUAGAUUUCCUCCAACCCAAACCAUUCUCCAACCCAAUGAAAAAUGUCAGCAAAGAGACUAUAGCUAAAGACCUCCAGACCUGCAAACCUCGCCAUGACCCCAGCACACCAGAUUCCAUAGUGAUGCCCAGACCGUCCCAGGAUCUUCAGAGAAUGUUCAGCAAGUCCAGUUUGCCUAUUGUAGACGUGGUGGUUGAUCCUUAUGUGGCUGUACAUCUGAGAACGCAUCAAAAAGAAGGCAUUCUGUUCCUUUAUGAAUGUGUGAUGGGCAUGAGGGUCUCUGGCCAGUAUGGAGCUAUCCUGGCAGAUGAAAUGGGUUUGGGUAAAACACUUCAAUGCAUCGUAUUGAUAUGGACCCUUCUGCGCCAAGGUCCUUAUGGAGGCAGGCCUAUUAUAAAGAGAGCUUUGAUCGUCACCCCAGGGAGUUUGGUGAAGAACUGGAGGAAAGAAUUUCAAAAGUGGUUGGGCACAGAGAGAAUUCGAGUGUUUUCAGUCGAUCAGGAUCACAAAGUGGAAGAAUUCAUCAACUCUCCCUUGUAUCCUGUGCUGAUCAUCAGCUACGAGAUGUUGUUACGCUCUAUGGACCAAAUUCAGAGCCUGGGCUUCGACCUAAUUGUCUGUGACGAGGGGCAUCGGUUAAAGAACAGCUCCAUAAAAACCACAACAGCACUUAGCAGUUUGUCUUGCAGCAAAAGAAUUAUUCUCUCAGGUACCCCUGUACAAAAUGAUCUGCAGGAGUUUUUUGCUUUAAUAAAUUUUGUAAACCCGGGAAUACUUGGUUUGUUGUCUACUUACAGAAAAAUAUACGAGGAUCCUAUUUUACAAUCCCGGGAGCCUUCAGCAUCCAAAGAACAAAAAAGUUUAGGAGAAGAAAGAGCUUCAGAACUGGCCCGUCUGACAAGCCUUUUCAUCCUCCGAAGAACACAGGAGGUCAUUAAUAAAUUUCUCCCUCCUAAGAUCGAGACCAUAAUCUUCUGCAAGCCCUCCAUAUUUCAGCUUAAUUUGUACAGAAAACUUCUCAAUUCCGGUCUUGUAAGAUCCUGCUUACAAGGGCUGGGGGAGAACAGCCCCCAUCUGGUCUGUAUUGGUGCACUCAAGAAACUUUGUAACCACCCAAGGCUUCUCUACAAGACUCUCCAGGAGAAGACUUCAAAUCCGAAUGAGGAGGAACUGAGCUUCUAUGAAAGUUUAUAUGAUCUGUUUCCACAUAGUUAUAAUACAGAGACGGUAUCAGAGUCUGAGUCUGGAAAACUGCAGGUUUUAAUGAAGCUUUUGGCAGCAAUAAAAGAACACAGUCCAUCUGAGAGAGUAGUCCUUGUGUCUAACUAUACGCAGACGUUAAACAUAUUGCAAGCACUAUGCCAGCGGCACGGGUACAAUUGCACCAGACUGGAUGGACAAACGCCGGUCAGUCAUAGGCAGAGAAUUGUGGACGGAUUUAACAGCAAAUAUUCCUCAGACUUCAUCUUCCUGCUGAGUUCUAAAGCUGGCGGCGUGGGCCUGAACCUGAUUGGGGCAUCACAUUUAAUUCUGUAUGAUAUAGACUGGAAUCCUGCUAACGACAUACAGGCAAUGGCUCGUGUAUGGAGAGAUGGUCAGCAGCACACUGUGCACAUCUACAGGCUUCUGACCACAGGCACAUUAGAGGAAAAGAUCUAUCAGAGGCAGAUAAGUAAACAGGGCCUCUCCGGGGCUGUAGUUGAUCUGGCAAAGAAGUCAGAACAUAUCUGUUUUUCUGUGGAUGAGCUGAGAGAUCUCUUCACUUUGGAUGAAGACAGUGACUGUGUGACCCAUGACUUGCUAGAUUGUGGUUGUACACAAACAAAGCAUUAUCCAGGUGGUUCCACUGGAAAAGACAUAACACCAGGGAGGCCCCUUAAUAAGCUCAAUAAGAAUGUUUCCAUGUCUGAGCUGAUGGAGUGGAAACACUUUUCCAUGGAGCAGAGUGCUGAUGACCCUUUCCUACAGUCAGGGAGAGAAUAUAUUUCCUUUGUUUUCCAGAACAUGACCAACAGCCAAACCUGAACUGUAAUCAGAGGUCACAGAGACUUUCUCCCUCAGGACUC
This is a messenger RNA of Nanorana parkeri, 2421 nucleotides long. RefSeq names its product RAD54 homolog B (S. cerevisiae) (gene RAD54B). The coding region runs from base 173 to 2380 and encodes 735 amino acids. Gene Ontology annotation, biological process: reciprocal meiotic recombination; double-strand break repair via homologous recombination. Lineage: Eukaryota; Metazoa; Chordata; Amphibia; Anura; Dicroglossidae. The transcript has 12 exons. Gene Ontology annotation, cellular component: nucleus. The record is from RefSeq and is a predicted model, not a curated record. Gene Ontology annotation, molecular function: ATP binding; ATP-dependent chromatin remodeler activity; DNA translocase activity.